This is a messenger RNA of Fraxinus pennsylvanica, 1140 nucleotides long. Lineage: Eukaryota; Viridiplantae; Streptophyta; Magnoliopsida; Lamiales; Oleaceae. The record is from the annotation of a GenBank genome assembly.
AUGUCGACACCGUCCACUUCCUCGACCAUCACAGCCUCUUCCUCCUCUUCCCUAUCUCCGCUUCCCCCAUCGCACUUACUCGAAGUCAGCCUGAUAUCUGCUCAAAACCUGGCUCCUGUCUCCAAAUCCAUGCGGAUGUACGCUUUAACAUGGGUUCAUCCUAAUCGAAAACUUAGCACGGUCACCGACCAACGAGGCAACAACAAUCCCACAUGGAAUAGCAAAUUUGCAUUCCCCGUUGAUGAUGAAAUCUUGGAAUCUGACGAUGCUGCUGUGACCGUGGAGAUUUACACUCUUUCCUGGUUUUGCGAUGUUCUUGUUGGGACAGUACACGUUCUUAUCAGCGAUCUCAUCACUCCAUCACCCUGGAGCAAGCCAAACUCCAAAAACAUACGGUUUUUAGCCCUUCAGGUUUGCCGGCCGUCAGGAAGCCCUAAGGGAAUACUCAACAUGGGCGUUCGGCUUCUGGACAGCAGUAUGAGAAGUAUGCCACUACCUACCCCUAUCAAUCCUGAGAAUUAUUCUGAAAUAAUUGUGAAAAAAAAUGUUAAACAGGCGCAAGACGAAGAAGAGGAAGAGAAAGAUAAAGACGAAUUGAACGCGAAAGUACUGCUCUGGCGUUCUUUAAGCGUAGGAUCCGAGGUUACCAAAACCGAAUUCCCUCUAAAACAGGGAUCGGUAUGUAAUGGCUCAAUGGUAAAUGGAUCAGAAUUGUGUUCGGAUAUCGGGCCCUCAGCCUCGAUUGUGGCGGCGGAAUUAGCAAUGAAGUCACAAUCACCAGCAGCACGAGCCCCAAAUAAAAUGUACAAACCUGCAGAAGAUGAGGGAACAGGAAGCUCCAUCCUGGGGGAUUUGACAGUCGAGGAAGCCAAAGCCAAAGGUUAUCAAUAUAUGUCGAGACAAGAGAGAUGGAUGAGAGAAUCUGUGCCGGAGAAUGAAAUUGAUGGCGAUAAGUCUGAAUCAAUGAACGGAUUUUCCCGAAGGAAUUCUGAAGGAGACAAGUUUUCGUGUUUUUUCGGAAAUCAGUAUGGGAUUCAAUUGACCAUUUCUUGUGGGUCGCCUAGCGAUGGAGACAGCAAUAAGAAACUCAUUACUAGUAAGAGUACAAGCAACAAGUCACGUGAGGCAAAUUCAGCUUAA